GGGCCUGUUAGUUUGUCACAGGCCUACUUUUCUUGACUGCUACUUCUGGCUUCCUCAAAGUAUCAUAAUCUCAGCUCUCUUCUAUCACUUUCUUCAAAACUUGCAAUUUUCAAUUCUCCCUCUCUCUCUCUCUCUCUCUCUCUCUCUCAAAUGGCAGCCUUUUCAAACCAAAACCACCAUUUUCAUCUUGACUCUCCUUUCUUGCCAAACACUCCCAUUAAUCUGCCUGGCUUUAUGGAGGGGAACAUCAGCACCAACUGUUUUUCCCAAUUUUACCCUCCUGAACUUCCCCUUCAAACUCCUCUUGAUGUUAGACUUCAGGACACAAAUCCUCUUGAUCACAGCUCUGUGCUUGGUCUUAGUGAUAAUGAGCCUUCUGUGACCAAGAAACAGAGCACGGACAACUCUACUGUGGUGGACAAGCUUGAAAGCGGUGAGCAAGUUAUCCAGAAGCUGCCUCCUGCGGACAAGAAGAGGAAGCAUGCAAAUGGAUCAUCUUCCAAUUCUGCUCAGUCAAAGGAUGCUAGAGAUGGAAGAAGAAAGAAACAAAAGAAAUGCAAUAUUAGUGAAAUGAAAGAUGAAGGUAAGAGGCCCAAAGCAGUGAAGAAAGUAUCUGAAGAGCCCUCUACAGGCUACAUUCAUGUAAGAGCUAGGAGGGGCCAAGCAACAGACAGCCACAGCCUUGCAGAGAGGGUAAGAAGAGAGAAAAUCAGUGAAAGGAUGAAGAUUUUGCAACAACUUGUUCCUGGAUGUGACAAGGUAACUGGAAAGGCCCUCAUGUUGGAUGAAAUUAUUAAUUAUGUCCAGUCUUUACAGAAUCAAGUGGAGUUCCUUUCCAUGAAGCUUGCUUCUUUUAAUCCUUUGCUCCAUGACUUUGGAUUGAAUCUAGAUGCACUGAUGGUCAGACCAUUAGAGGGACUGAGUAGCUUGUCAUCAUCACCUUCACGUAUGCAGCAAUGCAACACGACUCGGCCCACAGAUUUUGUUGAUGCAGCCACAGCCACUACCGCCACCUCCACCUUUGCCACCGCAAAUAACUAUCCUCUCAUUGAUAAUUCAUCAGCAGCAUUACUUCAAGAGCAAAGCCCUAGUGACUUCAUUCAUCAGGAUAGUGGUAGUCUACUGUGGGACGUAGAUGAACAAAGACAAAAGUUUCUUAAUCCAUCUGGUUUCAGCAACAAAUUGUGUUCUUUCCAAUAAAAUAAUACCAGAUAGAGCUGCCCUACAAAUUAACAUCUGCAAUGGGAUCGACGUCAAAGCCAGAGAGAAAUUAAAAAAGAAACACAAAGACAUGAUAAAAGUCAAAACGUACGAGGGUUCUUUAUUUUGUAGUAGCAACAGCAUAAGUUCUGAUGGAGAGGGCUUCUACUUCUUCAAUCAAAGGUUCUGGUUCCAAGUCCAAUAAUAGUAAAAGUGGCAUCUAAAACAUGAAUAAAGGGCAGCAAAAUCAAUGGAUGAAGAUCACAGAGCACAUAUACAGCCGACCAAAUAAGACCAGAUCAUUUUUUAGAUCCAUUAUUCCUGUCUAUUUUGCAACAAACUAUGACUGUGAGACUCUUGCCUGCACAAAUACCAAGAACCUUGUUUAGUUCCAUGGAGAGCUGCUAGCGUAGUAUAUUUAAGUUGAUCGUUAUGAAAUUGUAAUAGAAUCCUUGUAGUUACAGUUAUUCUGUUAUUACGGUUAUUUUUACUGUUGCCUUCCGCCUCCUGACUUUGAGAGAGGGCCGGGUAACGGAGAUGCUGUUACUGUAAUUGACAUGACUAGUUAUGCAAAUUUCUUUUUCUUUUUUUUUGGUA
Molecule: messenger RNA, 1797 nt
Organism: Manihot esculenta (cassava)
Lineage: Eukaryota; Viridiplantae; Streptophyta; Magnoliopsida; Malpighiales; Euphorbiaceae
Product: transcription factor bHLH137
Exons: 8
Coding region: 151-1200 (349 amino acids)
Biological process (GO): regulation of DNA-templated transcription
Cellular component (GO): nucleus
Molecular function (GO): DNA-binding transcription factor activity; protein dimerization activity
Source: RefSeq, a predicted model, not a curated record